Molecule: messenger RNA, 6465 nt
Organism: Malaclemys terrapin pileata
Lineage: Eukaryota; Metazoa; Chordata; Testudines; Emydidae
Product: zinc finger protein OZF-like
Exons: 4
Coding region: 1302-2570 (422 amino acids)
Biological process (GO): regulation of DNA-templated transcription
Source: RefSeq, a predicted model, not a curated record
AACUUCCCCUCUUUGUGGAGCAGGAAAUAGCCCUCCAACAAGGGCUGGGAAAACUUCCCAGACUCCCAGUGCUGGAGCCCAAAUCUAUUGACACUUCAGUAGUUACCACCACCCCCAAUCUUUGUGGCAACUGCAAACUUUAUCAGUGAUGAUUUUAUAUUCUCUUCUAGGUCAUCGAUAAGAAUGUUAAAUAGCACAGGGCCAAGAUCCAAUCCUUGCGGGAACCUGAUAGAAAGAAAUCCACUCGACCAUGGUUCCCCAUUUACAAUCACAGUUUUUAAUCUAUUUAAUGUAUGCCGUGUGUAUUUUGUAACAUUCUAGUUUUUUAGUCAAAAUAUUGUGCUGAACCAAGUCAUAUGCCUUACAGAAGUCUAGGUAUAUUACAUCAAUAAUAUUAGCUGCAACCAAACUUUUGAUCUCAUCCAAUAAGGAUAUCCAGUUAAUUUGAUAGGAUCUAUUUUCUCUAAACAUUUGUUCAUGGGUACUAAUUAUAUUACCCUCCUUUAAUUCUUUAUUAAUAAAUCCAGUAUUGGCUGCUCUAUUAUCUUGUCCAGUAUCGAUGUCAGACUGACACUCUUGUAAUUAGCUGGGUCAUCUCUUUUACACUUUUAAAAUAUUGGCACUGCAUUAGCUUUAUUCCAGUCUUCUGGAAUUUUCCCAGUGUUCCAAGUUCUAAUUAAAAUCAACAUUAACAGUCCACCACGCUCCUCCACCAGGCCUUUUAAAACUCUUGGCUACAAGUUAUCUGGACCUGCUGAUUUAAACAUGUCUAACUUUAAUAGCUGCUGUUUAAUGUCCUCAUGAAUUCUUGUUGGAAUGAAAAGAAUGUCAUCAUCAACAUCUUAUGAUAUGAGUACAACAUCUGUUUUUCUCCAAAUCCAGGAGAGAAAUAUUUAUUGAACACUUUUACCUCUUCUGCAUUAUUUUUGAUAAUUCUGCCAUUUCCGUCGAGUAAUUUACCACUACCAUUGUUAGGAUUAAUUUUGUACUUAAUAUACUGUUAGAAACUUCCUUCUUAUUGUCAUUGAUUGGUCAUUGAUUUCUUAUAGCCAGUCUUCUACAAUUCUGACCUUCUCACUUAUAUUCUUUACUAUUGACUUCCCCUUUCUUCCAUAUAUUUUAUUUGGAGUGUGUUGGGAUUCCUACCAGGAAGCCACCAGCAGGGUCCAGAGACAGCCCCAUCUCCUAUAUCAAGCUCUGGCUAGUAGGGGCCAGUGACCUUCGAGGAGGUGGCUGUGCAUUUCACCAGGGAAGAGUGGGCUCUGCUGGACCCCACUCAGAGAGCCCUCUACAAUGAUCUCAUGCAGGAGAACUAUGAGACGGUGGUCUUGCUGGGGUUUCCAGUUUCCAAACCUGAUGUGAUCUUGCAGCUGGAACGAGGGGAAGAGCUGUGGGUCCUGCACUUUCACGGCUCUGAGAAAGAAGUGCUCCCGAGAGCUGCCUGCACAGGGAGUGACCUAUGUCUGGAUUCUCUCUGUCUCCCAUCAGGUGUUGGGAUGGUGAGUGAGAACAAGGAGAAACCCCAGCAGGAAGAUGCUGAGCAAGUAGAAUCCCAUGGGAUGUUAUCAGGAAGAUCCAAAGGGAAUGAUUCCAGGAGUUGUGCACUCCCAGAAAAAGCAAAAACCUGUGAGAGUCAGCACAGGCCAGAGGGAAACUUCAGUAGCCACUCAGACCUUAUUACACGUGAGAGAAUCAACUUGAAAAAGACACGCUACACAUGCCAUGAGUGUGGGAAAAGCUUCAAUGGGAGCUCUGACUUUCUCACACAUCAGAGAAUCCACACAGGAGAGAAGCCCUACACAUGCUCUGAGUGCGGGAAAAGCUUCAAUCGGAGCUCAUACCUUAUCACACAUCGUAGAAUCCACACAGGAGAGAGACCCUACACGUGUUCUGAGUGUGGGAAAAGCUUCACUCAGAGCUCUGCCCUUAUCACACAUAAGAGAAUCCACACGGGUGAGAAACCAUAUGGAUGCUCUGAAUGUGGAAAAUGCUUCAGUCGGAGCUCACACCUUAUCAUACAUGGGAGAAUCCACACGGGUGAGAAACCUUAUGGAUGCUCUGUGUGUGGGAAAUGCUUCAUUGGUAGGUCAGUCCUCAUCUCACAUCAGCAAAUCCACAUGGGAGAGACUCCCUACACAUGCUCUGUGUGUGGGAAAAGCUUCAAACACAGCUCACACCUUAUCAGACAUGAGAGAAUCCACACUGAUGAGAAACAUUAUGAAUGCUCUGAGUGUGGGAAACGCUUCAAACACAGCUAUGUCCUGAGUAGACAUCAGAGAAUCCACGCAGGACAGAUGCCCUACACAUGCUCUGACUGUGGGAAAAGCUUUAAUCAGAGCUCUGCCCUGAUCACACAUCAGAGAAUCCACACUGAUGAGAAACCUUAUGGAUGCUCUGAGUGUGGGAAACGCUUCCAGCACCGGUAUGUCCUGAGCAGACAUCAGAGAAUCCACACAGGAGAGACCCCCUACACAUGCCCUGAGUGUGGAAAAUGCUUCAAUCAGAGAUCACACCUUAUUAAACAUCAGAAAAUCCACAUGAGAGAGAACUGUAAUAAAUGCCUUGUCUAGGGCUGGCCAAAGAUUUUUUUUUUUUUAAAGUCACAUUUGCUAAUUCCCACAUAGAGAUCUUUGCACCAUCUUCACUGUGGUCUCUGAGCUCCCCCAGAUCAGUUGUCUGUUUCUGCCUUUUGCACCUUACCCUUCUUUGGGGUCAGUCCUGUGAUCUUUUCUAUCAACUCCUUUCCUUUUGAGUCGUAGGAGUGUGUGUCCCUCCAGCCAGGAAUGUUCAUCAGCUCCAGGUGGGAGACAGAGAUUUGAUCCCAACAAGCUGCACUGAGGCAAAAACUACCUGUGCCUUACAUCCACUAGGACUGUACAUGGCGUUGGCUUCUCAAGUUAGUGAUCUUGAUGUAAAAAGACAAUUAUAGUUGUACUGCAGAUGCAGCCCAGGUGCAGUGGUUGGCAUUAGCUUUCCCCUGGACCUGACCUAAACUCCAUCACUUUUCCUAGUCUAAACAAACCCUGAGCAUCACGGUUAAUCUGUCCCCUCAUUUCAAAGCAAUUGUUAGUCAUCAAGUUCCCCCGUUGGGAAGAAAUUGUUUCAGUGCCAGUUGCUCUGAUGUUGCUUCAAGUUGUGCUGGAGAGCAGAUAUUUUCACUUCCAUUUUCCUCACUUAAAAUAUAUUGAACUAUAACAAAGAACAGGGCUCGGAUAGGGAAAAAUAUAAUUUCACCCUCUGUAACAACAGAAGAAGAUAGGGUAAGUCAGAGGGAUUCCCUUAUUCCUCAUCACCAUCCCAAUCCCCCUGUUGUUCAAUUGGUUAGGUCAAUAUAUUUUCUAAAGGGCUCAGAAAAGUAUUCCCUAGUAAAUGAUUUGUAACUAAGCAAAAUACCCAUGCAGUUUGUCUCCCAAAGCAGUUGUGGCCCAGGCCCUGCAGGAGUCACUCCUGAAGAUAUCUCCUUCCCAAUCAGUUGCCUAUUAUUUGGGAAAUGCAAUCCCUAUUUAGGUAGAGAUGGGGAAAAGGGAAGUGACAUUUCUGUUCAGCUCACCCCUGGGAGAUGCUGCAAAUGUGUAGAAAAUGAAAUCCGUGUUGAAUGUGAUAUAGCUACAGAAAGAUACCUAUUUUUAAUAGAUACCUGACUUUUGUUGUCUUACAGGGAUUCUAAGCUGCACCUGAAUUUAGUCCCUAAUUUAAAUCUGUGCCACCAGAUUAAGGAAAUUAAAGGGCAUAUUUGGGGGAGUUAUACCUCCCUAUCGCUACCCAUAUGUUGUGUGGUUGGUGAAGAAUUCUACACCAGAGAAGUGUAAAAUUACUCCAAGUAAGGUCAAAGAUUUGACAAGAACUCAGGUAGAAAUUGCAGGUCUCAGUGGUCGAUUUUCACCCCAGAGAUGGAAGCUAUGGUGACCUUGGCCCAGGUAAACUAUUUUUAGAACACUGCUCCCUAGUUAAGUGGCAUUGGUCACGCUCCUAAAGGUUGCCAUGAUUAAAUUGGGAACAACUGUCUUUUACCAUUCGGAUCCAAAGUUUCAUGAAGCACAGAGAAAAACAGCUAAUUCCUUCAGAGCCAUUCCAUGCCUAUGGGUCCCAAUCUGGCUGCCUUGUUGGACAAGAAGCACUUCCAUUCUGGGCAAAUGAUGGUAGCCAAUGAGGGAAUGUAUCAGAUUCCAAGUUCAGACUGCAGGAUACAUGAAUGCUGAGUCCAGAGUCUGUGGUUUGCUCUCUUAGUUUUCUUCUUGAGUCUAAUGCAUUUGUCUUCUCCUGCUACUUUGAAAGAUUAGAAAGUGUGAAAAUAGAGCACAGGUGUUUUUUCUCAUGAUGCAGCCUUCCCACAUAGUGUGAGACCCCUUCCACCACAGUUAUGGGAGAAAUGAACUCACAGAAAUGGAAGGCUUCUAGGUUAUUGUAGAAUGUGACUUCACACAAAGCUGACUGGCUGGAAAUGGGAAUUAAGAGAAAACUUCCCUAUAGGUUUAUAUUUUGUAAUCUUUGAAUAAAUUGUUACCAGUGACAAUGAAAUUAAACAUGAAGUUAAUUAGUGUAAAGUAAGAGGCUGAUUAUGUGAUAACUUUCAGUGUUAUAAUAUAAUUCAGGUUUUCUUCUAGUUCUCUCCCUGCCUCCUCCUACUAUAUAGGAAAUGGUGGCUAAUCCUGAAAAGCAAAACCUCACUCCAAAGGAAUUAGAGUGGGGGAACAUGUGAGAGAAAUAGCAUGUACGAGAAUGGAGACCCAGUAUAGACAGUCAUUAUUUCUAUUUCAUAUGGAAUUUAUUUUGAUAACAGAAAAUUUAUUUUAAAGUUUAAGAGGAAAAUUGCUUGAGACAAGAUGUGUAACGUUUUACUCAGUUAGAGGGUAACAGCCACAGAAUUCCCCAAUUCAGUUGUUUGCUAAACAAAGACACAUCAGGCAGGAGAGGUCAGAAUUUAAAAUGGUGAUGGAUGCAGGAUGAUUUAUUUUUGCAACCAGUUAUUUUUAUGGGUGCUGAGGCCCCUUUUCCUUUUGAGGAGGCCAGCUGUUAGAGCCCAGCUGUUUAACCCUCAGACCUGGCCGUGGAAACCUCCCCAUAACUGGCCUUGUGUUUCUUUCAUGUUUGAUACCUUUGUGGUUCGCAGGUCCACACUACAUGUGGUUUACAACAGCAGAUACUUUGAGAAAACUGCUGGGUUAAGCGGGGCUUUUUCAGACUGACACUGGCCCAAACUCUGCCUCACUUCAACUGCAGUGGGACACAUCUGUAUUGAAGGAUUAGUUCACACCUGAUUUGCCCAGAGACCUCAGGGGAGGUGGGGUAAGCUGGAAUCUACAACAAUAAAGUUAAAGGUAAGGGUGGAAGUCCUUCAGCUUUCAGAUCAACAAGCCUGUUCUGUUCAUUCCCUCUGGAGCAUCUGGCACUGGUCAUUCUCAGGCGGCAUACUAGGCUAGAUGGACCAUUGGUUUGACCUAGUAUGACCAGUCUUGUGUUCUUAUGUAAGUCGUCUAAGAGAGACUGACUGCCAGGAUCCCAGGACUGAUCCCCUCUGGGGAAUGAAGCACAACGUUGACAGGCUAUGCAGCCUUCACUAGUCUCCUUGUACCUGAAAAGCCUGCUAGCCCGAAGUGCUGGACCAUCUAUGCCAUUACCUGGUUCCUCAAUUGCAGCUACAGUUCCUACCCCAUGUGAAUCCAAAGACAAAGAGCUCAGAGAUCCAACCCCUUGUAAACUUUGAAAUUUAUUUUCCUUUUUCUAUUUUUGUCUAUUGUUUUUUUAUGGAUGUGGAGCCUUCCAGCCUUUCUAUUCGAUUGGGGUGUAACAGUGCGGCUCAGUGGGUGUGAGUGUGUAGACCCCUCUGAAAUCUACACAAGAAGAUGCUAAGAAGAACUAGUUCCCCAAAUCUUAAUAGCCUUAACACUCUGCCCUAUGAAAUGACUGCAGGCAGCUCCUUUACCUAUGGAAGCAUUGCAAGGAAUUGAGCUGUCAGAUAUACAUUGUUCAGCGAGAGCUCUUUGAACUUCUUUUACUAAUGUCUCAAUAAGGUCUGUAUCUGUGUUUUGGGGCGAGGAGAAGUAUUAGCGAUGCAAUAAUGAAAUCUAAGGAGAAAACUAAUUAGCUUUGAGGUUGUGGGCUAAAUGAGAGCAAUAAUUUGGUUUUGGUAUUGAAAUAUUCAGCUGGCUAAAUCUGGGUUGCACUGCCUGGGUGAAAAUCCAAUUGGGGUUUCAGCAUCACUAAAUAUGCACCUGCCUUCUUGGGUUGCUGUUUUAGGAUUUAUAAGGGUUGAUUUUCUGCUGUAUUAAACUGAUGGUUUGACUAAAUUAAUGACUUGAUUCCAAUGCAAUAUCCUUGUUAACUCAUCGAUUUACUGAUUUGACCUGAACUUUCUCACUGUAUUGUUUAACCCUUCGUUAGCUGAGUAGUAUUUAUAGUCAUUUAGCCUUAGUGAUGUGUGUUCUUGGUUUUAUUUGAUCAUGUUAAUAAAAUGUGUAACUGGGA